UCAUCAUGUCGCUCAAAGGCAAAUUGUUGCCAAUGAAAUUAUUGCUGCUAUCAUGGGGUACCCUGAGCAUUAUGGCCACCCUGCCAACGGCCACCAAAUGUGAUACCUCGUAUUACGAAAAAUAUUAUUCAGCCCGACGAUUUUUACCCCUAAAGAAACCCUCCCUGGUGGAGGUCCACUUCCAACUGCAACUGCAGGAUGAAAAAUUACAGGAAUUUGAAAAAAUGGCCGUUGUGGGUGAUAUUGACCAGCUCGGCUCAUGGAAGGCCAGCAAGGCAGUGGUGAUGAAUAAAACUUUGGAUUUUGGUAAAUGGGAAGCGGUGCUGCAGAUUCCUGUCAAUACCUCUUUCAAUUAUCGUUAUUUUGUGGCGGCUCAGGAUAAGAAUACGGGCGAUUUGCAAAUUCGUCGUUGGGAAUCGGCAUUAAAUGCCAGGCCACUGAGUGUUACCACCACGGCGGUAAAUCAAACGGAUAAUUUUGGUUAUAUUGGUGCGGGGGCCUCGAAGGAGUUACAACGUGGUUGGUUGAAUUCCGGCCAUAUUGUGCAAUUUAAAUUGUUCCGUAACCCUCUGCUCCUCAAUGAAUCCCUGGCCGGAGAGGAUCAACAAUUGAGAAUUAAAUUAACUCCCGUGGAUCCUGAAUGGCGCACCGCCAUUUCACCCUCCGCUCGAGCCUACACAGAAUAUGUACGCAUGGAAUAUGGUAAUAGCUUCUUGAGAAGCCAACCCGAACAUGGUGUCCAGUAUAAGGAGGAUGGUAUCAUAAUGUUCCACAGCACUGUGGCGGAUUUGUCGAAAGUCGGAUAUCUUUUCCAAAUCUUUGUGGAGGAUAUUGAAAAUGAUUUGUAUCGCCUGGUGGGUUAUCAAUAUUUGGAACCAAAACUACUGGAAAAUACCGAUGGUGCCAUUGAGCUGAAUUUGGUAUCUCCAACCUGGAUGAAUGCCAUCGGCACGUUGAAGUUGCAAUAUGUCAUUGUAAAUCCCUCUCCGAAUUCCAGUGUAGAUUUCCGUACCUCCUUUGUGGAAUAUUGGCGGGAUAAUUGGACUCAUCUUGAGGCAGGACAUCGGGGUUUGGGAAAAUCCUUGAAGGAAACCACAAAUGCUGCUCCUCUCAUUGAAAACACAGUGGCCACCAUGAUUGCCACCGGUGAUUUGGGCGCGGAUUUGGUAGAAUUUGAUGUCCAGUUGACCAAGGAUCUCGUGCCGAUUAUCUAUCACGACUUCUCGGUCUAUGUAUGCAUUGAAUCCAAAACCCCCACCAGCAAAGAUGACCUUACCGAAGUUCUCAUCAAGGAUGUCACCUAUGAACAGUUGAAGGACUUAACCACCUAUCAGGUGAUUGGAUCGAAAAUCAUUGAAUACCCCUCCCACAACUCGGUAAAGGAUGAAAAUCAACGUCUCUUCCCCACGUUCGAAGAUUUCCUAACGAAAAUCAAUAAAUCCGUAGGUUUCGAUAUUGAAAUCAAAUGGCCUCAGCUGAAAAGUAAUGGCGUGUGGGAGAGUAUCCAAACCAUUGAUAAGAAUAUCUAUAUCGAUCGUAUCCUCGAUGUGAUGAUGCAACAUGGUUGUGGUCGUUUCUCCUUCUUUACCUCAUUCGAUGCGGAUAUCUGUACCAUGUUACGUUACAAACAAAAUAUGUACCCGGUAAUGUUCCUCUCCUCCAGCAAGGAAGCCAAUUUUGUUGAUCCCCGUUCGGAUACCAUUUAUGAUUCCGUGAAUAAUGCCCAAGCCUUUGAAUUGGCUGGUAUUGUACCCAAUGCUGUUUUCAUCAAAACUAAUCCCGCCUGGAUCGAUGUGGCCAAGGCCCAACAAAAGAAAGUCUUCCUAUGGGGUGGUGACCUGAAGGAUCGUGAAUCGAUUGAUUGGUUUUUGUCACAAAAUCCCACAGGGGUUAUUUAUGAUCGUAUGGAUCUCUAUUUGACUCCCAAUCGUACAAGUGCCUUUGAAAAGGAGGAAGAUCUGCCGGAGUUCUUUGAGCUGCAGUGUUCCACAGCUGCGGGGCAAGGUAGUGGUGAAAAUGCCACCAUAACACAAAUUUUAAGUAAUGUUAAUAUGUUGUAA
Messenger RNA from Musca vetustissima, 2060 nucleotides. Its product is annotated as glycerophosphocholine phosphodiesterase GPCPD1. Lineage: Eukaryota; Metazoa; Arthropoda; Insecta; Diptera; Muscidae. The transcript has a single exon. Bases 6 to 2060 code for a protein of 684 amino acids. Gene Ontology annotation, biological process: glycerophospholipid catabolic process. The record is from RefSeq and is a predicted model, not a curated record. Gene Ontology annotation, molecular function: glycerophosphocholine phosphodiesterase activity; starch binding.